AUGACUGCAACGAAGAUAGCAGCAGCAGCAGCAGCAGCUGCUGCUGCUGCUGCCUGUGCGGGUGCAGAUCCGCCCCCAAUACCAACCAGCAACUCAACACUAACAUCACCACUAGCCGCAGCAACAGCAGCAAACGCAACAGCAGCAAAAAGAGCUGCAGCAGCAGCAGCACUAGAAGCACCAGCAACACCAGCAACAGCACCAGCAACAGCACCAGCAACAGCACCAGCAACAGCACCAACAGCAGCAGCACCAGCACCAGCAGCAGCAGCACCAGCACCAGCAGCAGCAGCACCACCACCAGAAGCAGCAGCAGCACCACCAGCAGCAGCACCAGCAGCAGCACCACCACCACCAGCACCAACAGCACCAACAGCAGCAGCAGCAGCAGCAGCAGCAGCAGCGUGCUAA
Messenger RNA from Eimeria mitis, 411 nucleotides. RefSeq lists its product as uncharacterized. Lineage: Eukaryota; Apicomplexa; Conoidasida; Eucoccidiorida; Eimeriidae. The coding region runs from base 1 to 411 and encodes 136 amino acids. The transcript is spliced from 2 exons. The record is from RefSeq and is a predicted model, not a curated record.